This is a messenger RNA of Penicillium daleae, 2058 nucleotides long. Its product is annotated as putative FAD monooxygenase. NCBI's taxonomy places the organism in Eukaryota, Fungi, Ascomycota, Eurotiomycetes, Eurotiales, Aspergillaceae. The transcript has 4 exons. The record is from RefSeq and is a predicted model, not a curated record. Gene Ontology annotation, molecular function: FAD binding. Bases 1 to 2058 code for a protein of 685 amino acids.
AUGCCCGGCACUCUACCCCAAGCCGAAGACUAUGUGGACGUCCUCAUUGUCGGGGCUGGUCCGGCAGGUCUGAUGCUGGCAAAUUGGCUGAGUCGAUGCGGUGUCAAGACUCGCAUUGUGGAUAAGCGAGGAACAAAGAUCUUCAACGGCCAGGCAGACGGUCUCCAAUGCCGAACACUAGAAAUCUUCGAUUCGUUCGAUUUUGCAGACCGCGCAUGGCGCGAAUCCAACCAUAUGCUGGAGAUUUGUCUCUGGAACCCGGAUGAACAGGGUCGCAUUCGACGAUUCGAUCGCAUCCCGGACACUAUUCCUGGUAUUAGUCGGUUUCAGCAAGUGGUGCUGCACCAGGGCCGCAUCGAGCGCUUCUUCCUCGACUCUAUCAAGGAGCAUAGCGAUAUCGUAGUCGAACGAGGUGUGCUGCCCACCACAUUCGAAUUUGAUGAUACCAAAGCAGACGACUUCAAUGACUAUCCCAUCAACGUCACGGUGCGCACCCUCUCAGAUGAGGAGUCUACGCCCCAGCAGCAGCAACAACAUCACAGAUCCACAGAAGGAAAAGAGACAACCGUCAGUGACGGACUCUUCCGGAGUAACCUGGCAGCCGAUGACACGGACGAUCUCAUCCACGCCGCAGAAACCAAUUGCCGAGUCGACCAAGUCGAGUCCAUCAAAGCCAAGUUCCUUGUUGGCUGCGAUGGCGCACACUCUUGGGUCCGUCGUCAACUGGGUUUCCAGCUUGAGGGUGACUCUACGGAUUACAUCUGGGGCGUACUCGAUAUUGUGCCCAUCACCGAUUUCCCAGAUAUCCGACAGCGUUGCGCGAUUCAUUCCGCGAAUGCAGGCAGUGUCAUGGUUAUUCCACGAGAGAACAAGCUCGUUCGACUGUACAUUCAGUUACAAACCACGGAACAUGCCCAGGCAGGAGGUAAAGCAGAUCGAUCAUGGAUCACGCCGGAGAUUAUCCUCCAAUCCGCCCAGCGGAUCCUGCAUCCUUACAAGCUUGACUACUCCUACUGUGACUGGUGGACAGCAUACCAGAUUGGCCAGCGUGUGGGUGACCAGUUCUCGCUGAAGGAGAGAGUCUUUUUGGCAGGUGAUGCGGUUCACACCCACUCACCCAAGGCUGGUCAGGGUAUGAACGUGAGUAUGCAAGAUACAUACAACCUGGGAUGGAAGCUCGCCCAUGUCGUAAAAGGCUACAGUAACGCAUCCAUUCUCAAGACAUAUCAAUCUGAGAGAAGAAAAAUCGCUCAGGAUUUGAUUGCCUUUGACCACCGCUUCUCCAGACUGUUCUCUGGUCGUCCUGCAAAGGAUAUUAUGGACGAGGAAGGCGUGAGUAUGGAGGAGUUCAAGAGGGCCUUCGAGAAGGGUAAUGAGUUUGCUAGUGGUAUUGCGGUCAACUACGGCGCCAGUGUCAUCGUCGCAAAAGAAGGCGACCCAGCAACACAAGGGGACGGCACAGACGUUGCCCGAGACAAAUCCACCCUUGUGAUCAGCAAGCCCCAGCUCGCCACCAAGAUCGAUAUCGGCAAGCGUAUGCCAAGUUUCAAGGUCCUCAAUCAGUCCGACGCCCGCCCAUGGCAUCUCCAAGAACUACUGAAGAGCAACGGCAAAUGGCGAAUCAUCGUAUUCCCAGGCCAACUCGGCCUGGCCGCAAACAUGCAACGCAUGCAAAAGCUCGGCGCCAAACUCGGAGCUACGGACUCAUUCAUCCGUCGCUACACGCCCGCCGAUCAAACAAUCGACAGCGUGAUCGAAGUACUAACCGUUCACGCCGGUCCAAGAGCAUCCCUCGAACUCUUGGAUCUCCCGGAAGCCUUCCAUCCAUACAGCGAGACCAUGGGCUGGGAUUAUUGGAAGGUCUUUGUGGAUGAUCAGUCUUAUCAUGAAGGUCAUGGGCAAGCUUAUGCUAAUUAUGGAAUUGAUCCCGUCAAGGGGGCAAGUGUUAUCUUGCGUCCUGAUCAGUAUGUGAGUUGGAUUGGGGAGGUUGAUGAUUAUGAGGAUAUGGACAGGUUCUUUUCGGGGUUUCUGAAGGUACAGAAUGUGGUGAAGGAGUGA